This is a messenger RNA of Alternaria arborescens, 1806 nucleotides long. RefSeq lists its product as hypothetical. Gene Ontology annotation, cellular component: mating projection tip. Gene Ontology annotation, molecular function: phosphatidylinositol binding; protein binding. Gene Ontology annotation, biological process: conjugation with cellular fusion. The record is from RefSeq and is a predicted model, not a curated record. The transcript has 4 exons. Lineage: Eukaryota; Fungi; Ascomycota; Dothideomycetes; Pleosporales; Pleosporaceae. The coding region runs from base 1 to 1806 and encodes 601 amino acids.
AUGAAGUUCCGCAGGAGUAUGAAGAGUGAGAAGGACAACCGCCCGCACCACAUUUCAAUUCCACCCAAGGACGCUAUAGCCAUUGUCCCGCCAAAAAAGGUCAUAAAAGCGCUUUACGACUACAAGCCCGCCGACCCCAGCCCAAACUCUGGCUUCCUGGCCUUUUCACAGGGCGACUUUCUGCACGUCGUCGGCCGCGAAGACGACAGCGAGUGGUACGAGGCCUGCAAUCCGCUGCACGGCACGCGUGGACUGGUACCCGUUUCCUACUUUGAGGGCGUAGGCAAGACUGUGCGCGACAGUGGUGGCUCUGCGCCGCGCUCCUCCACACCGCAUCAGCAACAACAGCAGCCCCACGACUCGGGCUACCAAGAACGCAUCACGAGCCCCCAACCCUCGGCCCAGGACAUUAUGACACAGCAGAUGCGCAUGUCGCGCGGAGGAGGGCGUGGCGCCAUGGUCUACGGCAUCGUCAUCUACGACUUCAAGGCGGAGCGGCCCGACGAGCUCGAGGCCAAGGAGGGCGAGGCCAUUAUCGUCAUUGCACAGUCCAACCCCGAGUGGUUCGUUGCAAAGCCGAUAACGCGACUCGGCGGUCCUGGCCUCAUACCCGUUUCCUUCAUCGAGAUCCGCGACAUGACGACGGGCCAGGCAGUCGCCGACACACAGGCAGCAGUCACGGCCGCGGGCGUGCCCAAGGUCGAAGAGUGGAAAAAGAUGGCAGCAGACUACAAGAACGGCAGCAUACCGCUUGGAAAGCUCGAGACAAAUUCAGGACAGUCGCUGCAACAAGGCAUGGAGCGCAUGAGCAUCAGGAGCAACGGAGGGCACAACAAGGCCGGCUCGGUCUCUCACUCGCGCAACGGUUCCACGGCGCAACCACGAAACCAAUACCGCACAUCCGACAACUUGCUUGCACCCAUCAAGGCAUGCGUGCCACGCUACUGCUUUGCCGACGACAUCUUCUGGUUCAUUAUAGAGUGCCAGAUGGAGGAUGGCCGACACUGGGAGUUGCAGCGGCUGUACCAGGACUUUUACGACCUGCAGAUACAACUGAUAGCGACAUAUCCAGUCGAGGCAGGCACGAGUGGCUCAGGCGAGCGAACACUACCCUUCAUGCCUGGGCCCGUCACCUACGUAACGGACAACAUCUCCAACGGGCGCCGCGCCAACCUCGACGAAUACAUCAAGAACCUCCUCAAGCUAGGACCACACAUCACACAAGGUCACCUUGUCAAAGGUUUCUUCGCACCAAGACAGGGCGACUACGAGAUAGACCCGGAUAUUGUCGCUGCUGAAGAGUAUCGUCUGUCACAGCAAUCACACCAGUCAUCGAACCCUUCACAAGGAACGAGCAGACAAUCAUCUGCAGAUCAACUGCAAGCCACAACACCUGUCACACCUUACUCAACUGGCUCCAACUACCCCUCCCACCAGCGCGGCCAGUCAACCGCCUCGCAAGCAUACUCGUCAAACCUCAACCCACCGCCCAUGACCCACAACCACUCCUCUACCUCCACAGCCACCAGCACAGGCACAUCCUCUGCCCUCAAGAUUAAAGUAUGGUUCGAAGAAGAUAACUGCGUCGUCAUCCGUAUGCCUAUUUCGCUCAAGUUCAUCGACCUCUACAAUAAGCUUGUUGAGAGAAGGAAAAUGGAGCGGCCAGGCGAGGAAGAGGAGGAGUUGAUUGUUGAGUACAAAGAUGAACAGGACAAUUAUUUUUACCCCAUCGAGAAUGACGAGGAUCUCCAGAUCGCGGUUGAGAGGAAUCCCAAGCUGACGCUCAGUGUUACCACGAGGCGGUAA